Molecule: messenger RNA, 2800 nt
Organism: Heterocephalus glaber (naked mole-rat)
Lineage: Eukaryota; Metazoa; Chordata; Mammalia; Rodentia; Bathyergidae
Gene: Med28
Product: mediator complex subunit 28
Cellular component (GO): mediator complex
Source: RefSeq, a predicted model, not a curated record
UUCACGCAGGAGCAGUGGGCGUGUCCUGCCACUCCAGAUAUGGCGGCUCCGCUGGGCGGUAUGUUCUCCGGGCAGCCCCCAGGACCCUCGGGUGCCCCGCCGGGACAUCCGGGCCAGGCCUCGCUUCUUCAAGCAACGCCUGGCGCUCCGAGAAGUGCUAACAGUACCUUAGUUGACGAGUUGGAGUCAUCAUUUGAGGCUUGCUUCGCUUCUCUUGUGAGUCAGGAUUAUGUCAACGGCACCGAUCAGGAAGAAAUUCGAACUGGUGUUGAUCAAUGUAUCCAGAAGUUUCUGGAUAUUGCAAGACAAACAGAAUGUUUUUUCCUACAAAAAAGAUUGCAGUUGUCUGUCCAAAAACCAGAGCAAGUUAUCAAAGAGGACGUCUCAGAACUAAGGAAUGAAUUGCAGCGGAAAGAUGCGCUGGUGCAGAAGCAUUUGACAAAGCUGAGGCAUUGGCAGCAGGUGCUGGAGGAUAUCAACGUGCAGCACAAAAAGCCCACGGAAAUCCCUCAGGGCUCCUUGGCCUACCUGGAGCAGGCCUCCGCCAAUAUCCCUGCGCCUCUGAAGCAGACGUGAGAGAGCCCUGGCCUGUGCAAUGGCCUCAGCAGACAGCUUUAUUGAACAUCCCCUUUGUGGACACGGCAUCUGGGAAGAACUCUGUCCUGGACAAGAAGAUGAUGUGGGUUCUAUGUCGCCAGCUAUCGUUCCCCCCUUAUUCUUAGGAGCUGCCAGUUUCUUUACAAUACAAAAUGCCUGUAGCUUUGGUAGACCGAGUUAAGUUUUUUGUCUUUAGUACAGUUUAGACUCAGUAUGAUGACACAGAUUCUUUCUUGUAUUUUAUCUUAUUUUUGUAUGACUUCAUUUUUGUGUUUCCAUUUGUUCGAUUGUUAUAAUCUGAGGGGGAAGGAAAACUUACAGUAGUCUGAGAAGGAGGCAAUAAAGAGUUUGUAGCCUUUUUAUGGUAACUCCCCUGCGGUGGCAGUGUGUGGAAAAGUCUAAAUUUGCUAUUUCCAGACUUUGAACUACCACAGGAAGAGGAAUCUAUUGCAGCGAUGUUUGUAAUGCUUUCAGAGCAGUACAGUGUGUAUUUUGUAAUUGGUCAGAAAAAGAGUAAGACAUGCUAGGUUAGUGUAGUAAUGUUUCAGUAGGGUCCUUCAGCUGAUGAUGGCUUUUGUUUGGGUCAGUUCUUAAUUUGUGUGGUGUUUGUUUACCCAUUUUGAGGAGGAUGUAGUAGGAGGGCGAUUUGCUGAAUGUCACCAGUGACCUUCAGGAAUUUGUCAGUGUCAGGAGUGGGGCCCCUGUGUCCAUGUGCCAGCCAGGGCACAGUGGAGUGUGAGUGGUUAAAGCUUCCCUGAUCUCUCUGAGUUCUGAGUUUUGUUUGCUUGUGUUGUUUUGCUUUACUUCUUUGGAGCAGAGAGUUUCCAGUAAAAAGUUUCUUGCUCAUGGAUUUGGUUCCAGGGGACUAGGGCGCUGGGGCAGAGCCACAGGCUGCACAGUCAGCUCGCUGAUGGUGUUGCCCUCUUGUUGUCCAGGCUUCCUCUCUCUCCUUCACGCGAUCUCUUACUAGAUUCCAUCCCUUAGCCCAGCACGAGCACGCCGUUGCCUUCUGAGUAGUCUGCUCGGCUGUAGGACGGGCUUGACUUAUGUUGGCCUCUCCACCCUGCACUGUCACUACCUCAAGCUCCUGGGCCACACAGUCUCCCGUUGCCUUCCCUGCAUUCCUGGGGCACAGGGCUUCUCUCCUCCGCUGCCUGUGCAUGGGGGCUCUUCCUUGUGUCUUAAUGACUUGGGUCUGUCCCUUUACCCCUUCCUGCAUUGUAGGCCCAUGAGAUGAGGCCUUACCCCCUUGAAUGUACAUGCUCAUGUAUUAAGGCAUCUUAUGGGCAGUGCUUACUCCUCACUUUUGUCUGUGUGUAAGCUGCUCACACCGUCUGAGCCCCGCACGUGGCCUCAUCAGAAGGUGUCAGGUGACACGGAGCUCUCACAGCACAGGGUUGUAACUUGGACAUCCCACACUCUGCUCGACAGCUUUGAAUUCCUUGAUUACGACCCUAAGUAGACUGGUUAAAUCUGGGGCACUCUUUCACUAAUAGAGGCGUGCAAAGAUUGGAGCUGGGUACGCCUGUAAUCCCAGCACUCUGGGAGGCUGAGGCAGGGGGCUGCAAAUUUGAGUCCAGCUUGGGCAAAUUAGUGACUUAGUGAGGAAAUGUCUUAAAAAAUAAAAAGGGCCAGGGGUGUGGCUCACAGCAAAGGCCCAAGGUCCAGUUCCCAGUAUUACAGAAGAAAAAAGGGCAAGAUUGGAAAGUGGGGCACAGUGGUGCGUGUCUGUGAUCGUGGCCACUCAGGAGUGUUAGUCGGCCGCAGGGAGGUCUGGUACCAAAAUGGCACGCGUCUUCAGUAAAACCAAAACUUAGCCGACCCGGGAAAGCGCAACUAAACUCGCCACCUGGCCCGGCCCUACUAUCUCCCCAUCCUUAUUCGCCAAUAAGUUUUAACCCCGUCGCCUGCCCCAACAAUACAACCAAUCCUCAACCCCCACAAUGCUUUAAACACAAAUUCAAGGCCAGCCAGGGCAACUUAGUAGGACCCUGUCUCAAAAAACUGCUGAAUGUGUAGUCCAGUGGUCAAAUGCCCCUGGGCUUCAUCCCUGGUACUGAAAGGGGGUUAGAAAAAAAGGAAACUGUUGUGCUUGGUGCUUAUAAAAAAUAUUUUGAAUUAGGUAUAUUCAUGUUAUUGCCAUUUCUUUAUUCAGUUGAAAACCUACAUGUCAAAUAAAAUUUUUGUCUUGUCAGUUUGUAAA